Messenger RNA from Vanessa tameamea, 1053 nucleotides. RefSeq names its product histidine protein methyltransferase 1 homolog. Lineage: Eukaryota; Metazoa; Arthropoda; Insecta; Lepidoptera; Nymphalidae. The transcript is spliced from 4 exons. Gene Ontology annotation, molecular function: protein-L-histidine N-tele-methyltransferase activity. The record is from RefSeq and is a predicted model, not a curated record. Gene Ontology annotation, biological process: peptidyl-histidine methylation, to form tele-methylhistidine. The coding region runs from base 210 to 1052 and encodes 280 amino acids.
UCCGCUUUUAUAGGUUAUAAUAAUUUUGAAAAAAACAUUGUCUCUUAAUGCGAGCGAUAUUGUGGUGAUCGCAGAUCAAACUUCUACCAUACACGACACUUUAUUUCAACCAACUCCUGCUCUUAAAGUGAUCCAAACGUGGAUACAAAUCAUAACAGAAAAUAGAUUAAUUAAGAACCUUUAAUAAAGUUUGAUUCAUUGUUUCAAGAAUGACUUCUUUCAAAUUUAAUUUCACCGGUGUUUCAGAUGGGUCCCAAGACAAAGAUGAUGAAGAAAUUGAAUGGUUUGGUAGUGAAGAAAUUGUUCCAAAUAAUCAAUUAAAGGAUCUUAAAGAUUUAGUCACUCAGGCUAAAAUGUUCAUAUGCGGAGAUGUGGAAAUAGGACAUGUCCUGAUUAGCAAUAUGUUGACGUUUAUGAAAGAAAAUGGUGUGAAGAAUGCCCUUGAUCUAGCUGAAAAAGAACAUAGUGACCUUAUCACUGGCAAAUAUGAAGGAGGCCUAAAGAUUUGGGAGUGUACUUAUGAUUUAGUUGAUUAUUUAGAAGAAAAUAAAGAAACCAUUGAAUUUAAAAAUAAAAAAGUGUUGGACUUAGGUUGUGGUGCUGGUAUAUUGGGAAUAUAUGCCUUAGUAAAAGGAGCUCUCGUGACUUUUCAAGAUUAUAAUAAAGAAAUAAUUGAAUAUUCUACUAUACCAAAUGUUUUAUUAAACAUGGAAGAAGAGCAAAUAGAUCAAGAAACUAAAAGCAGUAAAUUUUACUCUGGCGACUGGGUGUCGUUUGACCAACUUCUUGAAGAAUCAGAAAAAUUUGAUAUAAUACUUACAUCAGAGACAUUGUAUAAUGUUAAAAAUUAUGAUAAGCUUAUUGCUUUAUUCCAACACAGGUUAAAAGAUGAAGGAAUAAUUUUUAUAGCUGCUAAAACAUAUUACUUUGGAGUUGGAGGUGGCAUGCGACAAUUCGAAACAGCCAUUAAAGAUACUUGCUUUAAGAGCGAAAUUGUAUGGAAAACAAGUAAUGGAAUACAAAGAGAAAUUUUAAAAAUAAAAAAGUCAUAAA